AAUCGACGUACCGAACCAAUGACCGCACCUAUAUCAUACCACAAAUCUAUACCAAAACUUACGCUUACGAAGUUCGACGGUGAUCCUCUAAAGUGGACAGAUUGGCUCGGUAUGUUCGAAGCAAUCAUUCACCGGUCGGAGAUGUCACCCUUCGAGAAAAUGACCCACCUUCAACAGAACGUUGUCGGAAAAGCGAAAUCCGUAAUCGCAGGCUUUCGCUACAACGGGAACCUUUAUUACCGAGCGUUGAAGUGUUUGGAAAAUCGCUUUGGAAAACCUCAUAUCGUAGUCCAAGCCCAUCUCGAUAAGCUUUCGAAAGUGGCACCAGUUGCGGAGGACGCCGCCGGUAGUGUUUCAGCAUUCUCCACCGUAAUUAACAAUAUUGUUUGGACAUUCCAGGACCUGGGCUACCUAGAUGACUUGAAAGCUGCGAGCAACGUCAAGUCUGCCAUUGAGAAACUACCAUCACCCAUGAUUUUGAAAUGGAACGAACAUUUAAUACGAAAUAAGAUCAUACGCCCCACGCUGAUCACCCUCGGAGAUUGGUUGCAGGAACAAUCCGAAGCCUACGAACUAUUGCCCACGAAGCCAAAACCAAAGUUUGCUGGAAAAGCCGGAGUGGAUAGACAACGACGAAGACGAGACGACCCCCCUGCUAACUCGUACGCCACCCACGAAGGUGAACGGCCAGCAACGCCUUGCUUGUUUGAAGACGGCAAUCAUCCAGUUUCUUCAUGCCCGAAGUUCGCAGCAUUUACCCCCGACGAACGAGCCGAAGCUGUCAAAGAGAAGAACCUAUGCUUUCGUUGCCUGAAAGGUGGUCAUCGUAUACGCGAGUGUCGAUCGCAGAAAUCUUGUGGUGUCGACGGCUGUCAAAAGAAACAUCACGAACUAGUCCACCUAGCAAAACAAGUCUUCGGAAAGGGAGACGCCAACCAACAUGUUAAAUCUUCGCAUUCCCAGCGCCAAUCGCAAGUUCUCCUUCAAGUUGUCCCUGUAACGCUUCACGGGCCGGCCAAGACCGUGAGAACUUAUGCAAUGUUAGAUUUAGGGAGCACUUGUUCUCUAAUACAAAACGAUAUUGCUAAUGAACUUGGUUUGGAUGGUCCCACGGAGAAAAUGAUGUUAAACGGCAUUCAACAUCGCAGUUCCAUCUUUUCCAAGAAAGUCAACUUUGACAUCAGCUCCUCGCAGAAUCCCAAUCAAAGAUGGACGGUUGACCAAGCGAGAACCGUCGAGAGACUGAACUUACCGAAGGUGAAAGUUGAUAUGCCUAAAGAAAAGACAAGAUGGCCACAUCUUGUUGAUCUUCCCCUGCCACCCAUCGAUGGGAAUCGUGUUACAGUUCUCCUUGGAGCUGACGUGUUCGACCUCAUCGUCCCUCUGGAGGUACGCACCGGUCCCAAAGGCGCUCCUCGAGCAGUACGGACGGCCCUCGGUUGGACAGCGACAUCGCACUUACCUGACCACAGACUAGAAGGGUCAGACCAUACAAUGAAGGUUCACGUGACAACGCCUGACGAGGACCUUCGACUCCAAGUCCAAAAAUGGUGGAAAACGGAGUCGUUUGGCUGCAAAUACGCCGAGGAAUUGCCCAGAACAAUCGAGGACAAACGAGCCUUGGAAAUCCUUGAGUCAACAACGAAGAAGGUUGAUGGCCGUUAUCAAUCGGGUCUACUGUGGAAGGAAGUGAACGCAACGUUGCCCAACAACCGUGUGGUAGCCGAGAAACAGCUGCUCGCCCUGGAAAAAAGACUGGACAAAGAUAAACACCUCGCUCUCGCUUAUCAAGGAACAAUUGAUAAUGACUUAGAGAAAGGUUAUGCAAAGAAACUCACACCGGAAGAAGCAGCUGCCCCUGUCAAACAGCAGUGGUUCCUUCCUCACCACCCAGUCCUCAACCCAAACAAACCAGGCAAAGUACGAAGAGUCUUCAACACCGCUUCCCCCUUCAGAGGUGUAUCUCUGAACGACCAUCUGCUGACCGGACCCGAUCUGUUAAAUUCCCUCGUCGGGGUGCUGAUGCGUUUCCGCGAGGAAUGAGUCGCUUUGUCUGCAGAUAUAGAAUCGAUGUUCUCCCAAGUUGCCGUCCCCGAAGAAGAUCAAACCGUUCUCCGUUUCCUGUGGAGAAAAGACCGUAGUUUGCAGCCGGAUGUCUAUCAGUUUCGUCAUCACAUAUUCGGAGCGAAGUCAUCGCCGACUUCUGCGAACUAUGUAUUGCGCCAAACAGCAAAGGAUAGCUCUGACGAAUUUCCUGCAGCUGCAGAAACGGUCCAGAGAAACUUCUACAUGGACGAUCUCUUCAAGUCCGAAGAGGACGAGAACACAGCAGUACAGACCCACGAGAACCUUACCGAGUUGCUGUCAAGGGGCGGCUUCCGCCUAACGAAAUGGUGCAGCAGCUCACGUGACGUGCUGGCCCGUAUACCAGAAAGUGAACUCUCUCCUUCUUUAAAAGGACUCGACCUUAACGACGAACUCCCCGUCGAACGUGCACUCGGGGUAGCCUGGAACACAGAAUUGGACUCUUUCGUUUUCAAGAACCCAACCCGAAAAUCGGCGACCACACAGAGACAGGUUCUUAGUUUAAUCGCCACCAUCUAUGAUCCCCUCGGAAUGAUCGCACCAUACACCCUCAGGUCGAAAAUAUUCCUCCAGAGUCUAUGGUGUGCCAAAAGAGGUUGGGACGAAGAAAUCAGUCAGGACGAACUAGCCCCGUUUAAAGAAUGGCUAGACGAAUUACCAGACUUGGCCGCGUUCGAACACCCGAGAUUCUAUCGAGCGAUGCCCAGCAGCCCAACCACCAUUCAAGUCCACGUCUUCGGCGACGCCUCGGUUGAGGCCUUCUGUGCAGUGGCCUACUUCAGGUUCCUGUAUCAAGAUGGAUCUAUCCAGUGUCGCUUCGUGAUGGGGAAAACCAGAGUUGCACCCCUCCGACAACUGAGCAUUCCAAAGCUCGAACUACAAGCUGCCGUGAUGUGUGUCCGCCUGUUGGAGACAGUUAAGAGAGAGCAUACGUACGACUUUGAAUCCUGCCACCUGUGGAGUGAUAGCAGCACAGUCCUUCAAUGGAUUCGAAGCGCAAGUCGUCGUCAUCCAACAUUCAUCGCUAAUCGCAUAUCCGAGAUCCAGGAUUCUACCGACCCCCUGCAGUGGCGACAUGUCCCCGGCCGUCUCAAUGUAGCUGACGAAGGCAGCCGUGGUCUGCACGCAGCUGAGCUCCACCCCGAAUGCCGAUGGUUGAACGGGCCGGCCUUCCUUUCUCAGCGCGAAGAAUUCUGGCCGACGGAAGCCAAAACGAACAACGAUACGCCAGAUGUAGUUGACCCAGAGUGGACUGGAGCGGCCCACCAAGCUCCGCACGUUUCCCUCGACCCCGCUCAUUUCUCCUCCUGGAACAAGCUGAUACGUACCACAGGCUGGAUCCUCCGAUUUAUCAGGAACUGUCAAAAACCACAGCAAGAGCGGCAGUUAGGAUUGAUCACCGUCGCAGAACACAACAAAGCCAGAGAUAUGUGGAUAAAGAGAGCCCAAAUCGAACAAUUUUCUCUCGAACUUCGUGGGCUACAGACCAGAACACCUAUCUCUCGACAAAGUCGAAUCUUGACCUUGACGCCGUUCCUCGAUGAGAAUGGCUUACUCCGGGCUGGUGGCCAGCUGUCCAAAGCUCCAGUUCGAUACUCUACGCGACAUCCAAUUAUCCUCCCGCAGAAGCAUGAUGUCACAAGGCUUAUCAUAACCCACUUCCACAAAAGUCUUUACCACGAAGGUAAUGAGCAUGUCCGUAACGCCAUUCGUCAGGAGUUUUGGAACUUGAAUUGUCGCGCCAAAAUACGAAAAAUCGCCCACCACUGUCCUUACUGUCGUAGACGACGAGCCCGACCACAUACUCCGAAGAUGGCCGACCUUCCAAGCGUCAGAUUGAAGGCACAUCUACCACCAUUUUCUCACGUCGGAGUGGACUACUUCGGGCCAUUAACCGUUAAACGUAUUCGCAAGACUGAGAAACGAUAUGGAUGUCUGUUCACCUGUUUGGUCACUCGAGCCGUCCAUAUCGAGAUCGCUUACACGCUCGACACUGAUUCCUACAUUAUGGCGCUUCGCAGGAUGAUUUCAAGAAGAGGAAAGCCUCAACGAAUCCUAUCUGACAACGGUACCAACUUUGUCGGCGCCAACCGAGAGCUGCGUGAAUGUCUCCAGAACUGGAAUAAAGGUAAAAUUCAUGACGAGAUGGUACAACAAGAGAUUGAAUGGCAUUUCAACCCACCAGCCGCGCCUCAUUUUGGUGGUGUUUGGGAACGCCUAGUCCGAGCUGUCGUUGGGAAACAGACCCUGACGGACGAGGUCCUACUCACCAUUAUGGCCGAAGUCGAAGCCUUGUUAAACAGCCGUCCUCUCACCCACGUCAGCACUCAUCUCUCCGAUGAAGAAGCCUUGACUCCAAACCAUUUCCUCCUCGGUCGCCCUAGUCCGAAUUUACCGCCCGAUGUUUUCGUCAGCAAGGAAAUAUCUAGUCGACGUCGAUGGCGACAAGCUCAAGUUGUGACCAAUCACGUUUGGAAACAAUGGUUGAAGGAGUAUGUCCCCAAUUUAUUGCAAAAACGAAAGUGGACUACACAAGCCCGGAACCUGCAAAAGGGUGAUCUCGUACUUGUCGUAGACCCCGAUUCCCCCCGCGGAGUUUGGCCACUAGGUCGCGUGAUCCGCCCGAUUACUGGAGACUCGGGAAUCGUCCGCGCUGUCGAGGUCAAAAUGAAAAGAGGAACACUCGUGCGGCCUGUAGCAAAGAUUGCCUUACUUGAAGAAGCAACUCAAUCCUUGGAAAAGAGUGUUUCCGCCCGCAUGAUACGACCCUGUUUAUAUACGUUUAGUUUUAUUAAUCUUAGUUAUAAUACUCUUGAGCGACAAGCCCUAAGGGGUCGAACUCGAACUGUAUUGUAUUUGUCAACACUUGUCAACGCCGCAUAUUAUAUUAUAUAGCUUAGUUAAAUGUUGUGAAAUACGAGUAGGUUUUAAACCGAGAGACUCGAGACUUAUAGUCAAGCAUGCUGUCUGGUUUUUGGUGAAAUAAAUUUAUGUAUAAAAUAAAACCCACGUCUCGCAUUUGAAUUUACAACGUUCGACGCAUCGAUCGAGAUAUAACAGUGCUAUUGGACAACAUUUUCACAACUGCGAACAUGUGCAAUACAUUGUAAACCUACACUUUGUUUUUGACAAACUUAACAACCCAACUGACGCUGACAAUAACGUUUCCACUUUUAUUUCCAACUUAAUAUUUGACAACUCUCGAAUUCUUCACACUAUUUAUUCUCGCACACCUAACUUACUCUUGUUGCUUGAAGCUCUAUAUAUCAAGUAUCAUUCACCCAGUUAAACACUGGCCUCAAAGCCAGCAAAGAACUCAAGCUUUUUUCUUAAUCGAUACACCCACAUUUCAUCACAAUAACAUCUCACUGCAACUGUUGUGGUUCUGAUUGAGACUUCCGUUAAGCUGUCAUCAUGCCUUGCCAACUUGUAUAUAAGACCAUGUGUAUAUUGUAACUUUAGUUAGUCUGAUGAUGAUUUUGUAAUAAAAUCGAAAUAUUACUCACUCACUUUCUUGUUUGACUCAUAUUUUGGGUUUCAAGAUGCUUAUCUUCGGAUUAUGUUUUGUAUUAUAUUUUUUGAAAUUGUCGGCUGGUAUUGUUUUUUUAUAACACUCCCUUCUUGCUUAGUUUAAAGCCGCGGCUGUGUGCGGAGAACGUCUAGCUGCUUAGUUCCAUCGUCCGACCCACUUUUACUACAUCGUCAUGGCUGACGAAAAUCCUCACCCUGUGGUGCAGUAUCUUAACGAACAGCCUGAACCCGCUAACAAAGCUCCAGCACAAGCUCCAGUACAAGAACCUGUUCAACAAGAACAGCAAGCACCACCGCUUGAGCCACCCAAGCUGACAAUCCAGCAGGCGAACUUGAGGUAAAAAUAUAUACUAAUAUAUCCUCGUUGUUGUUUAUGAAAUGUCGUCCUUUCUCAUCAUCAACCUUGACAUAGCGAUAUGUAUUUUCUACACUAUACAGCCCCGACGAUAUUCUCAAGUUAUAUCCUGUCUAUUUGUGUAUGUGUCUAUUUGAGAACUCACCACGUGUAUAUUUGGGUGAAAGUUCGCCUCAAUUCUACAGUAUACGAUUGCCUGAGUGGACAAAAAUCAACUCAAAUAUUUGGCUGAGAAUUCAAGUCUAGUCUGAGCGAGAGUUUGCAGACAAGAAAUAAAAUAUUUGGGUGAGAGUUCACCAAGUUUUAUUGUAUACAAUUGUCUGAGCGAGAGUUCGCGGAGAAGAAUAAAAAUAUUUGGGUGAGAGUUCACCAAGUUUUAUUGUAUACAAUUGUCUGAGCGAGAGUUUGCGGACAAGAAUCAAAAUAUUUGGGUGAGAGUUCACCAAGUUUAUUGUAUACAAUUGUCUGAGCGAGAGUUCGCGGACGAGAAUCAAAAUAUUUGGGUGAGAGUUCACCAAGUUUUAUUCUAUACAAUUGUCUGAGCGAGAGUUCGCGGACAAGAAUCAAAACAUUUGGGUGAUAAUUCACCAAGUUUUCAUUGUAUACAAUUGUCUGAGCGAGAGGUCGCGGAUAAUAAUCAAAAUAUUUGGGGGAGAGUUCACCAAGUUUUAUUGUACACAAUUGUCUGAGUGAGAGUUAGUGGAUAAUAAUCUAAUUAUUUGGCUGAUAAUAAUUCACCACAUUUUGUGUAUAUUUGUCUGAGCGACAGUUCGCUCACAAAAACAUGAAUAUUUAAAGAGUUUACCAAGUUCUAUUAAAAACGCAUGAGACUAUUUGUGUAACGAGCUCAACAAGUUUUAUUGUACAGGAUAGUCUGAGCGACCAUUCGCAGAUAAAAGUUAGAAUACUUGAGGAGAUCUAUGCAAUAAACAUUACUCUUUACUUGUGACACUGAGAUUUUCCUAACACUAAUGGGAAACCUUGGUUCCAGACUAUAGCACCUGCUAUAGCUGGUAUGUUUAUUGCAGAAUUUUGACUAAUAUUGUUUGUUGCCUGCUAGAAUGUUUUGGCCCACAGUUAAUCCACGCCCACGGUUACACAUUUACAUAUCAUAUAACGCGCCUGCGGUUAAGAUAUCAGAUCAUACGAUAUGGUGUUUUUUCUGUGUGCCUGUCUUUGUCUGAGAGAUUCAGUGUCAUUCAUAAAUCACUCGUUUUCACUGGUCUAACAAAAUAUUGUGUUUCUUCAUGCGGGCUCAUUUUCACAUGAUAUUUAUUUCUCGUUAUGUCUUAGAACCUUAAGGAAAUAUGUGCAGAUUUGCAAAAAUCUGUUGAGGAGAUGUCUCGCCCAUCCCUAGCUGGUGUUAUAAAGAAAACUAUGGACUAUGCUAUGCAACCCCCCGUUGCGUUCAACAAGUCUGAGGCACUUGAUCACCUCGAGAAUCUACAAAAUACUGCUCGUGACGCCAAGGAUGAUUUCCCAGAAUAUUUCCGUUCUUUGGUCCUAUGCCUGCUUGGUAACAAAACCACCAAAAGAUAUUUGAGGCUGUCGCCAAAGUCGAGAAAUCGUUUUAUAAAGCACCAUCGCGUCUACAGACGUCCUUACAUUCUUAUUGACGAGAUACAUCAAUGUUUGGCUCAUAUCGUGGUCGAGGCCGAGUGA
Messenger RNA from Paramuricea clavata, 7633 nucleotides. The record is from the annotation of a GenBank genome assembly. NCBI's taxonomy places the organism in Eukaryota, Metazoa, Cnidaria, Anthozoa, Malacalcyonacea, Plexauridae.